AUGUCUUCUCCAGAGCAGAAACCAGUUAUUAUUGUCGGCGCUGGCUUGGCUGGCCUUGUCGCAGCCUUUGAAUUGUCAGAAAAAAACAUCCCAGUCCUUCUCCUGGAUCAAGAAAAUGAGCAAAACCUAGGUGGUCAGGCCUUUUGGUCACUUGGGGGCGUUUUUAUGGUCGACUCGUCUUACCAACGCAGAAUGGGAAUCAAAGACUCUCGAGAGCUGGCCAUGAGAGACUGGUUCGGUUCGGCGAGGUUUGAUCGCGAAGAAGAAGAUUACUGGCCAAGGAAGUGGGCCAAGGCUUUUGUCGACUUUGCAACAGACGAGAUGGAAGAUUAUGUCAAAGCUCGAGGACUGGGCUUUCUGUAUAACGUUGGCUGGGCCGAGAGGGGAGACGGUUCUGCUACCGGCCACGGAAAUUCUGUGCCUAGGUUCCACGUCAGCUGGGGUACAGGACCAGAGGUUGUCAGGGUCUUUGCGGAUCCUGUCAAGAAAGCUGCCGAGAAGGGUAUCGUAACAUUCAAAUUCAGACACGCUGUUGAUGAGUUAAUUGUCGACGAUGCCGGUCGAGCCGUGGGAGUCAGAGGUCGCAUUCUGGAAGACGACGAUGCUGGACGUGGCAUCAAGUCGUCCCGCAUUGAAAAGGACAAGUUUGAAAUUUACGGCUCAGCUGUUGUUGUUUCUUCAGGUGGUAUUGGAGGCAACGUUGAUGCUGUCAAAGCAGCAUGGCCUGUUGACAGACUGGGUCCCAAGGUACCAGAUAACUUUGUCGUCGGUGUCCCUGCACACGUCGACGGACGAAUGAUUGGUAUAUCAGAAUCCGCUGGUGCACACGUCAUCAACCGCGAUCGUAUGUGGCAUUACACUGAAGGCCUUCAGAACUGGAACCCAAUCUGGCCUGGACACGGUAUCAGAGUCCUCCCAGCUCCUUCGUCGCUUUGGCUUGAUGCGACUGGCAAGCGACUACCACCGUUCCUAUACCCAGGCUCGGAUACUCUGGCAACGCUCAAGUAUAUUUGCAGCACAGGGUACGACUACACCUGGUUCAUCCUCGACCAGAGCAUCAUAGCUCGCGAAUUCGCCCUAUCUGGCUCGGAACAGAACCCAGAUGUGACUGGAAAGAGUAUCUGGAUGCUUCUCACCCGCGUCUUUGGCAAGAAAGGCACGGUCCCUGUUCAAAACUUUCAAAAACAUGGUAAAGACUUUGUCGUCCGCGAUAAUCUGGAGGAUCUGGUCGCCGGCAUGAAUAAGCUUGCCAAAGCUCGCAAUGGCCCUUUACUGGAAUACGACGAUGUCAAGGAAGUCGUCGAAGCGAGAGACAGUCAAAUGGACAACCCCUACGCCAAAGACGCCCAGGCCAUGCUCAUCCACAACGCGAGGACAUACUGGCCCGAUCGUCGUAGCCGUGUUGCACCGCCACAUCGCCUUCUGGACAAGGCUCACGGACCGUUGAUAGCUGUGCAGAUGAACCUUCUUACACGAAAGACGCUCGGUGGUAUCGAGACAAACUUGGAUAGUAACGUUAUGAGGGCCGAUGGUACCCCAUUCCCUGGGCUGUAUGCUGCUGGUGAAGUAGCUGGGUUUGGAGGAGGUGGUGUUCAUGGGUAUAGUUCGCUCGAGGGAACAUUUGUAGGCGGUUGCAUCUUUUCAGGACGGGCUGCUGGUAGAGCACUUGUUCGUGAGAUCUUGGGAGAGGAUGUCUAUGGAGGUGGGGCAAGUACAAGGCCUGUCAACUCUCGACUUUGA
Molecule: messenger RNA, 1740 nt
Organism: Fusarium venenatum
Lineage: Eukaryota; Fungi; Ascomycota; Sordariomycetes; Hypocreales; Nectriaceae
Product: FAD binding domain-containing protein
Molecular function (GO): oxidoreductase activity, acting on the CH-CH group of donors
Source: RefSeq, a predicted model, not a curated record